ACAGGGCACCGGUAUUCGUUCGACUUGCGGGUCACACCCAUUUGGCUGGCAUUCGCGGCCCUGGACGCGUACGUGCUGUACUUCAACUACCUGACGGCUUCCGGUUACGUGGGCGAGUCGUUCAAAAAAUGUUUCGAAGAGUCGUACUGCUUCGCGGUCAUCGAGCUGGUCAACCGAAACCUGGGCCCGUUCACGGCGCUGAUGUGCACCAUGUUCUACGGGCGACGACACAAGGCGGCCGCUCUGGCCGGCACGGAGCGCGUGCUGGCGUUCAUCCGGGAAACGGACCGGGACGCGGCCACGCUGCUGUCACCGGCCGCCAAGUAUUACUCGGCCGCAGUGAUCGUCGCGUACUGUGCCUGCCUCUGGCUGUACACGGUCGUCCAACCGGCCGCUGUGGUGAUCAUGUUCUGCGUCAACGCCAUGGGCCAGACAGCCCUGUACAACUUGGCCAUGUUCCAAUACUACGUGCUAGGUCGCAGUUUCGCUUGCGUCAACCGGCUGCUGGAGGCGUCCGCGGACCGUCCGUUGGCCGACCGCGUGGCUCGGUUGGCCGGCAUUUUCAACGAACUCGGCCGGCAGGUCGAAAACAUGAACCGAGCGUAUACGCUGGGCCUGCUGCUCCGGUUGCCGUACAGCAUUGUUCGACUCGUCAUGCUCGUGUUCCGCAUCAUCGAGUACGCGGCCAUCGCUAGCGCCGGCCAAGGUCAUCCCAUGUCCCGUAUAGCCAUCACGCUGAUAGUCGAACACGUGGGUGAGAUACUCAUGUUUCUACAGCAAUUCUUCAUAUUCUGCAUCACUGGAACCCACCUGUCCGACGAGGUAUGUUACGAGUACUAUAAAGAUAAAAUUGAAAAAUGUUUUUCAAACUACUAUCGAGUACAAUAA
Molecule: messenger RNA, 888 nt
Organism: Aphis gossypii (cotton aphid)
Lineage: Eukaryota; Metazoa; Arthropoda; Insecta; Hemiptera; Aphididae
Exons: 1
Source: RefSeq, a predicted model, not a curated record